AUGCGCCUCCGCGCCGCCGCCGCCGCCCUCUGCCUCUGCCUGCUGGGCGCCUGCCGCCUUCGCCGCGGGCUGGAGGCCGCCGCCGUGCGCGGCCCGUCAGCGGCCGCUCCCCAGCGACCCUCGGCAGCCGCGCCUUCCUCCGCCUCCUCCUCCUCCGCCGCCGCCGCCUCCCCCUUCUCCUCCCCGCCGCGGAGGGACGGGGCUCUCCGCAACGGCACGGUGGUGCCGCAUCAUUACAUGGUGGCCCUGUACCAGCGCCUGGCCGCCCGCCGCGCCCCCGGCCGCCGCGCCGACACCGUGACGGGCUUCGCGGAGCGGGCGCGCAGCGAUGCCUCCCCGUCCGCCUCGGAGCAGCGAUACCUCUUUGACAUCUCCAGCCUGCCUGAGGCAGAGGAGGUGACGGGCGCAGAGCUGCGGAUCCUGCGCUCCCUGCCUGAGAACCGGAGCUUGGCGCUGUCCCCCGAGGGCACCUUCCACCACCUCCUCCUCGCCACCUGCCCCGGCCGGGACGGCGAGGAGCCCCGGCUGCUGGACUCCAGGGCCGCGGACAUUCUGGACGCGGGCUCCUCCAGAUGGGAGGUGUUUGAUGUCUGGAAGGCCUUGCGAGAUCAGAGGGAGAGCUCGCUCUCGGGAAAGCUGCUGUGCUUCCUGCUGAGGAUCGUGUCGGAUCGCUCGGGGCAGCUGCUGCCCCCCCGGCAGCUGGGCUUCGGCAAACCCCGGCCACAGCCCCACGAGCGAGCCCUGCUCGUGGCCUUCUCCCGCACCCAGAGGAAGGAGAACCUCUUCAAGGAGAUCCGGGAUAAGAUCAAGGCCCUGGGCAGCCCCCCCUUGCUGGAGCCCCCCGAUCCCGGCCAGGAGGCGUACCUCAGGCGGAGGAAGAGGAGGACCACCAUUGCCGCCCGCUCUGGGGGCAGAGGCCACGGGAAGAAGGCGAAGACUCGCUGCAGCAGGAAGCCCCUGCACGUGAACUUCAAGGAGCUGGGCUGGGAUGACUGGAUAAUCGCCCCCCUGGAUUACGAGGCCUAUCACUGCGAGGGGGUCUGCGACUUCCCGCUGCGCUCCCACCUGGAGCCCACCAACCACGCCAUUAUCCAGACCCUGAUGAACUCCAUGGACCCCGAGUCCACCCCCCCGAGCUGCUGCGUGCCCUCCAAGCUCAGCCCCAUCAGCAUCCUCUACAUAGACUCUGGGAACAAUGUGGUUUACAAACAGUAUGAGGACAUGGUCGUGGAGACGUGUGGCUGCAGGUAGCAAUUUCUGCAGCUCUCCCUAUCCCUCCUGGCCUUGCUCAGCAGCCCUGCCCAUUUUAUAUAUAUAUAUAUAAAAAUAUAAAUAUAUAUAUAUAUAAAAUAUACAUAGAUAGAUAGAUAUAUACACACAUACACAUUUUGGUGUGUGCCUUCCCAAAAGCCUAACUCAGAGCAGGUGUCCCCCCUCUUCCCUGGGCUGCCCUGGCCAUGACCCCAAGGGGAUGGGGGGUGUCCCUCUGAGACCGAGGCUGCCACAAUCUCUGUGCCUCGGGAAUGUCUCCUCGGCCUCUGAGCUCUGCCUGAUACACUUGGUUUGCCUAAGUGGAGCUUACAACUUCUUUCCCAAAGGUUUUGGAAAAUGUCUAGCCAAAAUUGUCUUGGUCGGAAUGAUGACCUGGGGUGGGGGAGGUGGAGUGGUGUCUGCAGCAGAGGGAUCAGGUCAGCAUCACCCUCUGGCUGUGGCAGUGGGAUGGAGGUGAGGUAGGAAUGCUCUUUUCUUUGAGUUAAAGGAGUUUUUCUGGCAGUCUUCAAAUUGCUGCCCUGGGCUUCCUUGUGGAAAAAUAAGGGAUCCCUGGGGGAAGGCAGGGGAUGGAGAACCUGUGGCUGGUGUGGGUUGUAUCACUUGGUCCAGGCCUGUUUGCAAUGGGGACAGGUUUGUGAGUCUGCUGGCAGAGAAAGGAAAGAAGAAGAACCAGAGGCUUAAAAGAGUCAGGUCUGAAGCAGAGCUUGUGCUCUUACAAAGAUUGGAGUGGCCCUGGGAGGUGUUAGCUGAAGAUGCCUUCACUCCACAUGGUCCAAAGCGCGGGCUUUGUUGUCUGUGUCUUGCAGGAGGUACUGGUGGGUGAGUCCCCUCUCUUUCCUGCACAAAUCUGUGUUUCCAAGGCAUACUUGGAACCCAGCAUCAGGCCUGCAAGUCACACAGCCAUCCUGACCACGUCUGGAGAGAAACAAAGGUCCCAGGUUCCCUAGGGAAGAGCCAUUUCGCUCGGGUUCUUCUCUUUCCAAAUAAUCUCUAUAAAAGCACUAAGCUCCA
Messenger RNA from Haemorhous mexicanus (house finch), 2283 nucleotides. RefSeq names its product growth differentiation factor 7 (gene GDF7). Bases 1 to 1251 code for a protein of 416 amino acids. Gene Ontology annotation, cellular component: extracellular region. Gene Ontology annotation, biological process: BMP signaling pathway; SMAD protein signal transduction. The transcript has 2 exons. The record is from RefSeq and is a predicted model, not a curated record. NCBI's taxonomy places the organism in Eukaryota, Metazoa, Chordata, Aves, Passeriformes, Fringillidae. Gene Ontology annotation, molecular function: cytokine activity; growth factor activity.